AUGGGUGUCCACAACGUUCAGAACAAGGCCGAGUUCCAGGCCGCCAUUAAGGAGCACGACAUUGUCGUCCUCGACGCCUACGCCGUCUGGUGCGGCCCCUGCAAGGCCAUUGCGCCUACGCUCGUCAAAUACUCCGAGCAAUUCACCAACGCGCACUUCAUCAAGGUGGACGUCGAUGACGUCCCCGACGUUGCCCAGGAGCUCGGCGUCCGCGCCAUGCCUACCUUCAUUCUCUUCAAGAAGGGCGAGAAGGUUGGGGAGGUUGUUGGCAUGAACCCGCCGGCGCUGUUGGCGGCUAUUGAGAAGCUUGCUGGGGGGGGCGCCCCGGCUGCGGCUUAG
Pseudogymnoascus destructans is the source of this 339-nucleotide messenger RNA. RefSeq lists its product as uncharacterized. Gene Ontology annotation, molecular function: protein-disulfide reductase activity. Lineage: Eukaryota; Fungi; Ascomycota; Leotiomycetes; Thelebolales; Thelebolaceae. The transcript has 3 exons. The record is from RefSeq and is a predicted model, not a curated record. The coding region runs from base 1 to 339 and encodes 112 amino acids.